GUUGCCGUGGGUAUAUUUAAAGAUUUUCAAUUCGAGUUUAAUAUACAUUACGAGUGUUAACUUGGUCAGAGUCAGUUGUUGUGUCAGCAAACCAGUUGUAACCAUGAAGUUCUUAGUUCUCACAAUAUUGGCGUUAGCGUGGCUGGAAGGAUUUUACUGUGCACCAUUCUUAGAAUUCCUUAUUCCUAAGAGCAGCAACCUGAGCUAUAGGGGUGGCUGGUCUGCAGAAGUCCCUGACCUGGCUCGCGUGGGUGGAAACCACGAAUUCGACUGGAACACGGAAUGGGAGAAGCCAAUGCAACGACCACGUCUCCGCCGCCCGCCACCUAGGCAAGACCCCGAUUCUGAAAAUUACUAUCCCAACUAUCCCACCUAUCCCGGAAACUAUCCCAAUAAUUAUCCGCAAUACCAAGCCGAAAUAUAUUAAUAGCAAAAAAUACAUACUAGCGUCAACUAACUAAAUAGUUUAAUAAAGUUUGUAUUAGAAAUCA
This is a messenger RNA of Helicoverpa armigera (cotton bollworm), 491 nucleotides long. RefSeq lists its product as uncharacterized. The record is from RefSeq and is a predicted model, not a curated record. The transcript is spliced from 3 exons. Lineage: Eukaryota; Metazoa; Arthropoda; Insecta; Lepidoptera; Noctuidae. Bases 104 to 427 code for a protein of 107 amino acids.